GGGGCGGCGGGGAGAGGGCGGCCGGAGCGGCGCCAUGGGCAGCCGGCGUUGAGCUCGCAGGGUUGACGGCUUUCUUCCCCGGGUGGCUGAGGCGGCGAGUGAGGCCCGGAAGGAGAGCGAGCGAGCGGGUGGCGGUUGCGGAGUGAGGAGGUAGCGGCAAUGGAACGGGGAGCCGGGGCCGCCCUGUGGCUGUGGGCGCUGCUGGCGGCGGGCACGGUGGUGGCGGGCGUCGUGUCGAGAGUUUACACCAACACCUGGGCCGUGCAGGUGGCGGGCGGCCCGCAGCAGGCGGAGAGGAUCGCUCGGCAGCACGGCUUCAUCCACUUGGGCCAGAUCUUUGAUGAUUACUAUCAUUUUCGGCAUCAAGGAGUAGUGAAACGAUCAGUAAACCAGCAUAAGUACCAGCACAACAAACUGCGGCUAGCAAAACAGGUGAAAUGGCUGGAGCAGCAAGUUGUGAAAAAAAGAACAAAGCGGGAUAUUUACACAGAACCAAAUGAUCCCAAGUUUUCCCUGCAGUGGUACCUGCAUAACUCAAACCAUCGUGACCUGAAUGUGAAAGAUGCCUGGAAGCAAGGUUACACAGGGAAGGGUAUCGUAGUCUCUAUCCUGGAUGAUGGAAUUGAGAAAAAUCACCCGGAUUUGGUAGUUAAUUAUGAUCCUGGUGCCAGUUAUGAUGUGAACAAUAAUGAUCCUGAUCCCCAGCCUCGUUAUACACAGCUCAAUGAUAACCGGCACGGAACACGAUGUGCCGGGGAAGUGGCUGCUGCUGCUAACAAUGAGAUUUGUGGAGUGGGGGUGGCAUAUAAUGCCAGAAUAGGAGGUGUGCGAAUGCUGGAUGGGGAGGUGACUGAUGCUGUGGAAGCCCAGUCCCUCAGCAUGAAUCCUCAGCACAUUGACAUCUAUAGUGCCAGUUGGGGUCCAGAAGAUGAUGGAAAGACAGUGGAUGGACCUGCUAAGCUGGCUCAGGCAGCCUUUUUUAAAGGCAUUACUCAGGGACGCCGGGGUCUCGGCUCGAUUUUUGUGUGGGCCUCUGGAAAUGGUGGCCGGGAGCGUGACAGCUGUAACUGUGAUGGAUACACAAACAGCAUUUACACUCUAUCAAUCAGCAGUACAACUCAAAAUGGGAAUGUGCCAUGGUAUAGUGAGGCAUGCUCCUCAACGCUUGCUACCACGUACAGCAGUGGAGGGCAAUUUGAAAAGCAGAUUGUUACCACUGACCUGAGAGAGAAAUGUACAGAGUCACACACCGGAACCUCAGCCUCUGCUCCCCUUGCAGCGGGGAUCAUCGCUCUUGCGCUGGAAGCAAAUAAAAAUCUCACCUGGCGUGACAUGCAGCACCUUGUAGUACGAACGUCUAAGCCAGCCCACCUGUCCUCCAACGACUGGAUUACAAAUGGAGUUGGUCGCAAAGUCAGUCACUCGUAUGGAUAUGGGCUACUUGAUGCUGGAGCUAUGGUCACAUUAGCUAAAAAUUGGACAAGUGUUGGAGAUCAGCGGAAAUGUGUAAUUGUGAUUACCUCUGAGUCAAAGGAAAUUAAAAACAGAUUGGAGAUACGGAAGAGUAUUGAUGCAUGCCGUCAAACACCAAACUUUAUUCAGUCCUUGGAGCAUGUGCAGGCAAGGAUCACACUAUCCUAUAGCAAGCGUGGAGACCUGGCUAUAUACCUCACCAGCCCAAUGGGAACGAAGUCAACGCUGCUGGCACCAAGACAACGUGACUACUCACCUGAAGGAUUCACAGACUGGGCAUUCAUGACGACACAUUCAUGGGAUGAAAAUCCAUCUGGUGAAUGGGUUCUAGAACUGGAGAGCAUGCCUGGUCUAAAUAAUUAUGGUACGCUGAGGCAGUUUACCCUGGUUCUUUAUGGUACAGCACCAGUUAACUAUGACCAGCUGAAAGCUACAAAUAUCACAUUGCCUGACAACUGCAAAACACUGAACUCUCAGCAUGUGUGUGUGGAAUGUAAUGAAGCAUUUUUUCUGCACCAACAAAGCUGUGUGGAAAAUUGCCCACCUGGUUUUCACAAAGGAAUCAUCGACGGUCCCCUCGUAAACAACGAACUACUUCCAAAAGUCUUGGCCUGCCUUCCUUGUCAUUCUUCUUGCCGCACAUGCAACGGCUUAACUGCCAAUCACUGCCUUUCCUGCCUUCCUCAUUCACACUACAAUGAAGUUGAAUUGAACUGCUCGCCUCAGAUGCAAGUCAGCAGAGAGUCGCCCCUGGAAGAUGAGGAAGUUGUGGAGCCUCUGACUGGCUCCCACGUACCAAUAUGGUUUGCAUUAACCAUCUGUGCCUUUAUUAUAAUGGUCUUUUUUAUAAUAUUUGUCGUUCUUCAGGUGAGAUCAGGAUUCCAGUUUAGCAAGGUGAAGGUCUACACACUUCAGAAUGGUAAAGGGAUUAUAUCUUAUAAAGGAAUUCCUGACACCUGGAAGGACGGGGAUUUAUCCGAAUCGGAUUGCGACGAAUUUGAUGUUGAGGGCCAAAGUGAGAGAAUGGCUUUUUUAAAGAAAAUACAAAGUGUCCUCUAAUAUUUUUGUUCAAAAGUAUCCUCUAAGUAAUGAAGGGUUACCUAUCUAUCAUUUUCAUAGACUUCAGGGAAAGGUGUCUCUAAUGGACAAGAAAUCCACACACUCGCUUUUAUCUGGAACAUGGGUAUUUGAAACAUCUGGGCAUGGUCCCUUGUAGCUGAACUGUUUAAUACUGGAAAUUGGGCAUUUUUCACAGCUCUUAACUGAGGUAGGCAGAGAUUUCUCUGCAGGAUAUGGUCAGAAUGGUUGAAUAGUAAUGGUAGGAAAUCCCAAAAUUGUGUAUAAAAUUGACAAGUGAUUUGGUUACAUUGAAGUCAUUUAAUUAAGUGGACUUUUUCUUGCAGUUUAGAAAAUUAUUGGAAAAUUAUUUUAAUCACUGAUUGAAAAUUGAAGCCUUUCUAAUAUUUGAUAGUGGUUUAGUUCUGUAGCAGUAGUGACAGUUUCAAGGGGUAACAUUUUUGCACUUUAAAAAAAAAUUAAAACUUCCAUCCCUUAAAACCCUCACUGAACUGUGGCUGAAGUUGGAAGUAAUUUAUACUUCUUUCUCUGACUUGUAGUGUUGAGGCAUUGGAACUUUGUGGAUUAAGGCUCGACAGAGUGGGGGCUGUCAGAACUGUUCCUGCUGAAAGUGCUAUAUGGAUGCAAGUCAAGUCUGAUCUUGAUCCCGUUCAUCCAAAGGCAUUUCCUUCUGCAGCCCAAACCCAAAGACCAACACUGUCAGCAGAGACGUGGGGAGUGUUCCUGUAUAACACCUUUGCUUUCCAGCGGAGGUUGGGCACAGGCAGUUCUGGGGGAGUAAAAUUAUCAGAGGUUAAGUAUGGAACUCAUUUUGUGGCUCAUUGCUGUGCAAUCUUUGGUAUUCCCAGGUGAGAUUGUCAUGUACCAUACUUAGACAAGGUCUGGUAUCAAAUCCAGGCAACAGCUUCCUUUCUUCUGCAAGAUUCCUUGGCUGUGCAGCUGUCCAAACAGACUCUAAGAGGCAAAACCUGUGACUGAAUUGGUGACCAAAGGGAUGGACGGUAAAUCAAAACUUAUCACCUAUGCAGUGGGUGUAUGGUUUUGAGAAUAGUGCUGGGGGAGAGAGGGCUUGUUAAUUCUUACGGAGUAGUGUACCACUUUGGAAACCCAGGAUGCCACCUCCCUAUUCAUUGCACACCGUGCAAUUUAGGUGUUGAUGUACACCUCUCCUCAAAAGCACUUUAUAUAGAUGUUAGUUCCUACCUGGCUUGCAAUUUUCAGAUCGAACUUUUAUUAUUUUAUUUGAAGCACUGGUUGUAAGCACAUGGCUUACAUUCUUUAUGGGAAAGGAAAUGCUUGUUUAUAUGACUAAAAGAGCAAAGUCAGGCAGGCUUAAAUCCAGUGUUCAUGUGAUUAAAACAGUGGGAUUCCCAUUCUCCUAACCUUUCCCAGUAUAUUUGAUACACGUUUCUUCUUCAUUGAGCCACACUCCUCGAAGUAUUCCAUGUGCUGAGGAGACACUGUUGAGGCAUCUCUACCAUUUAGCGGAAAUAUUCCCAAUGGGUGACAAAGUGGCUAAGAAUCUUUUUUUGGUAUCCUACACAGGUCUAACUGGAAAGAUCAGAGUUCUCCUCUAGUCCCAAAAAUCUGAUUUAAUGUAAAGUCUGCUCUCCACUUAAUUCCAAGUGGACACCUGUAGCGUACAGAGCACUCUUAAUUUGUUUAAUUGGCAAUAUGGUUUGAAGGUCGCAAGCUGUUGUACCUGGAGCAGAAGUAAAUUAGCAGUAUACGAAACAGUGGAAUUUUCCUCAGUGUCUGACCUGCACUCUAUGUACCAAGAGUGUUUAACAGACAACAGGAACCUUUAUCCUAUGUCUAAGUGCUGUACUUGCCCUCACUAUAUGAUUUUGGCAAAAACCACCUGUGAUAUAGAACUGUCCACUUGGGAACCUCUCUCCCCAUUCUGAACAUGAAGUUCACAAAUUUGUACCUGCUGACUGAGUCAUGAAAUGAAGCCUUGAGAUGUCCCGUACAGUUAUGUAGUGUUUCUACCUCAUUAGCUCAGUUUAAACAAGGUUUAUUUAUCCCCAUUUACCAUUCGUGCCUCCUGGCCUGAGAGAACAUGCUUAAAGUUGUGGCAAAUAGCUGUGAAAAAUGUUGAUCCUCAGAGUCUGAGCAAAUACAAUGAGCACAAAACAUCACUGGGUUUGAGUAAGGAUAAGUCUUUUUCAAAGUGGGAGUUCAGAACUUUGGGUCAAAGGCGUUCCCAAAUCAUCGAGUCUGUCUCAGGGUGAUUCACUGACACCAACAGUUCUCUCAGUGAAGCAAGGGCAUUGUCUCAGAAUUUUUUCAAGAAUUUACAUUAUUUUUCUCAUGUAUCAAUAAUAAUGGAUGAGACCGAUAAAUUAUUUACAAGUUGGAGGAGUUGGUCACCAAUCCUUACUCAGAGCUUUGCUGUAGCUGUCAACAUGAAAUGUAGUUAAUGCUGUGUUUUCAGGGGAGAUUCUGGUCAUUUUUGUUUUUGGCUUGUCUAAUAUACUUGCAUUGGUACAGUGCAGAACAAAAUCAAACUUUGACCAAUCCUGCAAUUCAUGACCUUUCACUAUUAACCAAGACACUUCCCAUAGCGCUGCAUCUUCAAUCUUUAGAAAGAUUAAAGAAACGAUUGACACAAGCAGGAAGGCCACAUUCUGACCCUUCAGCCGCUUUGCAAAUUUUCACAGCUGUGGUGAUCAGAUAAAAGUUCUAGGCAGCAUUGAUAAAGCUCAUAGCAUAUCACAGGUUCCGGGAGAGCUUCAAGAAAGUUGAAUUGAGCUUCAGUUACAGAAUGGUUACUGCCAGGAAUAGUUAGUGGAAUAUCAUUGAGUUCUUAUGAUACAUCUCCAACUGUGUUAAUUGGGCAUUUAACCAAUUUCAAAUUCAUUGUCAAGGUGAUGGGGGAAAGAAUUGAAAGCACAAGUUACUUGGGAUGGAGAGAAUUUAGCUGAACCUUGAAAAACUGGGUGUUUUCCUGUACUUAACUGGGCUAGUGAAAUGUUUUUGCACAUGGGGAAUUAAAUUUUAUUCUGCAGGAUAACUUUGCAAAUUGUGAAGCAUGUCUACAGUGAAACAUUGUAAUUGUAUUGCCACGGUUCUGACAAGCCAAAUGAGGUACUGUGAGAGGGGUUCUAUUGGACCCUGGCUAACUAUGAACUGUGCAAUAGAAGUCUUGUCCUCUAUUGACCAAAGCCAGGGAAAGUGAAGAAUUUUCAAAAGCUCCUGCUCCUGGGUUGCUAUCAGUAUUCUGGCUUAAAUGUGUACGUGUGAGCAAUGGGUCCCAACCUGGCAUUGGGGCUCUUUCCCAGUGGGCUGACAGGUGUCUCACGCGUAGGAGGUUCUCAUAAUGUGUUCAGCAGGGAUGUCCAGUUGUAUAUCCUUAACCUAUGAAGAAGUGACAAGUGUUGGCAUUACACUGGAGGAUAAAAGCCACUUUGUUGGCAUUUGUGCAAACCCUGUUGAGUAGCUGGCUAACACACAGAUCAGACAGAGGGUUUAAGAGUGUUGGAAGAGACAGUUCAGGCAUGUGUCGUAUAACAGCCUUGCAAAUCAUUAGGUUAUCUCUUGACUUUGCACUAUUUUCAUAUGCACAAUUCUCUUUCUAUGUCAAUAUCAGGCACUAAAAUCAAUGUGUGGCACCCUUACUGAAAUCCUGGUUAAGCUGGGUCACUGUGGCUUCUUUGAACUUGGCACCAUGUAACUAUUAUUUUAAUAAAAGCAAUAUAAUUACAGGCCUUGGGGUGGGGGCAGGUAUAUGUUGUAAAUUGUAAUAUAUAUAUAUAUAUAUAUAUUAUAAACCAUGAUUUGAUAAUAUGCAACUUAAAGUGUAAAAGAAUCAAAGUAUAUGUGUGUGUGUCCGUCAGGGGAGUUGAUUGUCCCAGUGCUGUGUUGGGUAAGGAGAUGGAGUGACAUCGCCUAAUCUGCUAUGUUUUGCAGUGUGUUGUGGGAUACCCAGGUGGGGAUAUGGACGGACAGGGAGCAGAGCUGUAUUUCAUAACGGUGUAGCAGCCAUCUUGUGCGGGUACUCCUCGAAACUCGUGGAGGUGUCUUGCUGCCCAAGCCCUGACCUGCGCUCCAUUGUUGGUGCCACAUUUAGAGCAAUUACCUCAGACUCUGCUCCAUUGUGUCCAUCCCCAACAUAGCUUUUCACUGUCAAAUGUUAAACAGCUCCACCUUCUGACAUUUGUCAAUGCACUUUAGUCUACUGAUCAACCCCGGAUACCGUGCUCAACAGGUCAGCAUUGUCCUGGGAAACUUGUUCCAGCAUUUGGUUAAAACACAAGCCCAAAUCUAUCGUUGUACUAAGUUGGAAGGAAGAGCUGAUAAAAUAUUUCAUACUGUCUGGAUUUUUCUGAACAACUUAUUGACGCAGCAGAAUAUGCAAAAAUUAAGGAAUAGAUCAAUGUGGUUCCUGACCUUUCUGCACAGCUCCUGUGGCAGUAUUCUGUGCAAAUGCUAGUUACCCCAGUAUCUCCAUAAUUAGUUGGAAAUUUACAAAUAAUCAUUAGUUCUUCGCAUUCCUGCUGGUUGCUCAGUCACCAUUACAGUUUGCCCGAGCUAGAUAAAAACAAAUUUGCUGAAAUAUUUGCACAUUGAGAUAGUUUAUAAUUCAUUCUAAAUGACAGCACCUCAAUGGGUUCUGGUCUCCUCUCCCCCUUCUCCCCACUCCAGUGUGGUUGCAUUGCACUAAUAUAUUUAAUCAUUCCAGAUCUUGUCUUGUACAUUAACUGCAGUGCCCAUAAAGCAGUCACAAAAUCAGGUCUUGUUGAAAGAUUGACCAAAGGCUUGGAAGGAAUGAGUUGUAGUUCUCCAACCCUAGGGGGAAAAGACUGUGUGUCCACCCUGUCUCUGCCCCUUAUUAUUUUAUUAACCUCAUUCCCUCUUUAGUGCUCCAAGAGAAAGCUAGUCUGUCCAACCUCUUCCCGUCACCAAUUCAUUGGUGUCUUGGCAACAUCCUCGUAAUUCUUUUCCUUUUAAUGUUGGUGGAAAACUAAGUUCCUGUCUCAGUGGCUAUUCAGUGACUGCCAUUUUAAAGUACACAAGUUGGUUAUUGGGCUACACUGUGAUGCCUUGUGUAGUCAAUUACCUAUUCAUACACUGUACAUAGACACUUGGGCUCAUUACUUGGUGUCAAGCCUUUGGUCGAGAUGGGAAGAAAAUUGGGGAGAUACUGGGUUGCAGAGGGAGAGAAAAAUCAGAACCCAAAAUGAAUCACAGAUACUAAAUUAAAAGGGCUGCAUAAACUCAGUUCCAGUCUUAUUCCACAGUGCAUUGCACUAAAAUACAGAUGAUGACUGCUUGCUGUGAUGUGAAGUCCUAUUGCUAUAAUGCUGAUAUUCUGGAUGAUUUACUAAGAUAAGUAAACAGACAUAUUUUUGUACAAUAUUAUAUAGUACACAGUAAUUUUCUUGUAAUAUAAAAUGGCUUAAAACAAAUUACUCAUUAUUUAAUGGAUGUGGAAAUAUUGUCAUAGAUCUACUUAAAGAAAUUAAAGACUUUUUCAAA
This is a messenger RNA of Mobula hypostoma (lesser devil ray), 8031 nucleotides long. RefSeq names its product furin-like. Lineage: Eukaryota; Metazoa; Chordata; Chondrichthyes; Myliobatiformes; Myliobatidae. Gene Ontology annotation, cellular component: Golgi membrane; trans-Golgi network. Gene Ontology annotation, molecular function: serine-type endopeptidase activity. The record is from RefSeq and is a predicted model, not a curated record. The transcript is spliced from 15 exons. Gene Ontology annotation, biological process: peptide hormone processing. Bases 160 to 2532 code for a protein of 790 amino acids.